CGCGGAAAGUUGUCACACCACCACGCCGUGCAGCUCUCAGUCUGUGAAGGUUGUGUUUACAUUUUAAACCGGGUGUUACUGACAUUUCCAGUAGUCAUGAGUGUGUUGGAGGUGAAGUUCAUCGGUGAUGGAGAUGCUCUGGAGCACAUCGUGGACAAACAGGAAGGUGUGCAGAGCAGCAGUGGAGCUGUUCAGAAGAUGGUGAAGUUUAAGAGCCCCGAAGGACGAAGGGGCAGAGAGGAGGAAGAAGAUCACGAUGGAGAUGAAAAUGGACUCCUUGAUGAGCAGAACUACAUCCAAGCUCUGGGAACAGACAAUGCAGAGGAAGAUGAGGAGGGUUUGUCCAGAGUGGCUGGAUCCUCCAUUUUUACCUUCCAGAAAGUAAAACGAGGACACAGCAUGGCGCAGACUGCAAGCGAGUUGGCUCGGACACCCGCCAAAAGCGUGACUUUCAACAAGACCCCCGAAGCUGAACCCUCCACUCCCACCAGAACAGGCCGCAACCACAGAGGUGAAGGCAGGACACCACAGAGGAACAAGAAGGUUCAGUUUGUCUCCACGACUCCACACAGGCUGAGGAAGAGGAUAUCAACUCCGAGCCUCCGGUCAGACAGCGAUAGUGAGCUGUCGCCCUCUGACUCUGGGGAGGACGAGGAAAACGAGGACAGGAUGGAGGAGGAGCAGAAAGUAAAGAAAGAAGACAAGGAGAAUCUGAAGACUCCAGUGAGGGGCGGUAAAGGCUUGUCUGCAGCUCUUUACAAGACUCCCGGCAAGAAGAGCAAAACUUCGGAAGCCGUCAACCAGCCCAGCAUGGUGGAGGAGUAUUUUGAAGCCCACGGCAGCUCGAAGGUCCUGACCUCAGACCGCACACUGGAGCGUUUACAUACUCCUAAACUGGACCGGGAGACGCUGGUCCAGCUGUUAGAUGGAAAGCCGUCCUGCUACUCCAAAGAGAUCCAGCAGCUCCACAACAAACACAAGAUGCACUUUAACAAAUGGAUGCUACAGUUACAGCUGGGCUUCAGCGUGAUCGUUUACGGUUUGGGAAGCAAAAAGUCUCUGCUGGAGGACUUCCGAGUGUCUCACUUGGCUCAAGAAAUCCACCUCGUGGUCAACGGAUUCUUCCCCUCCAUCACUCUUAAGUCGAUCUUAAAUGCCCUGUCAUGUGACGUCCUGGAGCACCAUGGAAAUUUCCGGACUCCCUCAGAUCAGAUCCAGUACAUCACUCAGACCCUUAGAGACAACCUAGACCUCCAUGUUUACCUGCUCAUCCAUAAUAUCGAUGGACCCAUGCUGCGAGGAGAGAAGACCCAGAGUGCACUGGGGCAGCUGGCAUCCCUGCCCAACCUACACUUGGUGGCCUCUUUAGACCACAUUAACGCUCCUCUGGUGUGGGACCAGUUUCAGCAGAGUCAGUUUAACUGGCUGUGGUGGGAGUGUGUGACCUUCCAGCACUACGUAGAGGAGACGUCGUAUGAAAACUCGCUCCUGGUGCAGCAGACCGGCGCGCUCGCGUUGUCCUCGCUUACACACGUGCUGCGCAGCUUGACGCCAAAUGCAAGAGGAAUUUUCAAACUGCUUGUGAACUUCCAGCUGGAAAACAAAGAUAAUCCUUCAUACACAGGACUGUCCUUUCAAGAUUUCUACCAGCGUUGUCGAGAGGCGUUCUUGGUGAACUCAGACCUCACGCUGAGGACUCAGCUGACCGAGUUCAAAGACCACAAACUGAUCCGAACACGCAAGGGUGCAGACGGAGUGGAGUACUUGCUGGUCGCGGUGGAUGCGAGCACUCUGAUGGAUUUCCUGGAGAAUGAGGAGGUGGACUGAGAAGAGAGGCCUUCGAACUUUAUCACUUACACAUCGUUGACCGGUUAAACUAACCAGUAGAUAUUUUGGUUGACUCUGUCACUUGUAUACAGUGAAGGCCAAAAAAAA
Molecule: messenger RNA, 1935 nt
Organism: Labrus bergylta (ballan wrasse)
Lineage: Eukaryota; Metazoa; Chordata; Actinopteri; Labriformes; Labridae
Gene: orc2
Product: origin recognition complex, subunit 2
Biological process (GO): DNA replication
Cellular component (GO): nuclear origin of replication recognition complex; nucleus
Molecular function (GO): DNA replication origin binding
Source: RefSeq, a predicted model, not a curated record